Molecule: messenger RNA, 1185 nt
Organism: Protopolystoma xenopodis
Lineage: Eukaryota; Metazoa; Platyhelminthes; Monogenea; Polystomatidea; Polystomatidae
Source: the annotation of a GenBank genome assembly
CGUGAUUUUGGUGUCUUUUUUGAUAUUGGCGUUGGCGUUGACGUUUCUGUGGCUGCGGUCCAUCAUGUGGUUCGUGAAGUUGCACCACAUGUUAAGGCGUGGCAACCAAUUGGUGUAAACGCCUUGCUUGACGGUGGAGGGAGCAGAGAUGAAAGGAUCCUCCGGAAGUCUCCUGAUCAGAUCAUCACAGUGCACAGUUUGAGGCGUCACCUCAGUUCUCGAUCACCUACCGGCCUGAUCCCUUCCCUUCUGGCCGAGUUUUCAGUCAGCCACUUACUGGCCAGAAAGCUGUUGUCGUCACUCGGGAGUGUUCGGAAGUGCUGCAUGCCGCGACGCCGUAUCGGAUCGCAAGACAAGUUAGCAACAACCCUCUUCAUGUCCUCGUCUGACUUCAGAGGGAAGAUGAAUAUUGGAACUGUACAUGUCCUUCCGGACAGGGAGACGUGUAGUCGUGGGGAUGAGGGUGAAACAAACGAAGAGCUUGGAGGUGGGCAAAGCCGGGCAGUUAAGACGCCAAAAGGAGGGCGACGACGGACGAGAGGGUUGCGAUCUCGAAGAUUGCCUCAAUUGGGGACAACUAGUCCGUCAGAUCAGACCCUCAAAGUAUCGCUUCGCAGUUCGUCUACAAAGGCUGCCUCGGCAAAGAGCAUGUUCCGCCAUAGGGGAAUAGACAUUUUUGCAGGAUGCCCAGUCAAACAUAGUAAGCAUGUCCGACAAAGUUGUAUUCUUUCUGAUGACGUCGACUCGGCGAUCUGUUUCCAUUCUCUUUCCUCAAUCAAAGCCAAACUCCUAAGGGAGCGAGGCAAGUGGGGCAAGCGACGAUUUCGGCCCCUGGGCUGGGCAAGAUCCACGAGUCUAGCCAGUUCGCUUCUCCCGCCCGGAGGUACCAUCGUGCCUUCAGUACAAGACGUCGGACUGUGGACUUGGUACAUGCCCAGACGUUUCGGCGGCAUCGUCAGUACGUCAUGCCAUUCUCAGCACCACACCACAAUUCGUCAAAGACCGACUUUCUGCCGAAACGGUCGGGCUAUCACCCGCCUUUAUGUUCUUAACCCUCUUGUCCCACUCUCGCCCUAUCGCGAAUUCACACUAGCGUCAUCACACCUGCUGUCUUCCUUGCCCCCUCCCUUUCGAGUGGCUGAUCCGACUCGCACCUCCUGUCCUCGGCUGCUUCAUGGCCUGUAG